UUUCAAUUGAAAUUGUGUUUUUACGUGGACGUAUUAUUGUAAUUUGUGUAUCAAAUAAUAAAAAUAAACGUUUUAUUAAUUAAUACCGGAUAAGAUCGAACUCUAUCAAGUGACAAUCGCCACGUGUGAUAAUCCUACACCGUGUAUUAACCAAAAAUGUGUAUAAUAAAACUUAGAAGUGACUUACAAAGAUGAUUAUUUUGAUAUUUUGUUUACAAUCGUAUUACGUUUUUUAGAGUGAUGGAAAAUAAUGUUAUGAUAUAAAAUAUAAAUAGAACUGUUCAAAAUGAGAUUCAAUUUACGGAAAUUGAUUUUAGUGGGCGGUAUUUUGGUAGUACUGUGGCUAUUAAUAUCUUAUUCCUCGGUUUUUGUUCAAGUUGAAAAAUCAAAAAAAAGUCCACCGGGAUUAGAGAUGCAGUUAGACAAUUUGCAAAAUAAAAUGAGGGACCAGUUGAGUGAUAGUUAUAAAUUGUUGGAUAGACUUAAAAAUCGCUUGAAGAAAACAGAAGAGAGAAAUAAUGAAGAGAUUGUGAAUGAGCCUUUAAAAUCAGAAAAUGAUAUCAAUAUGCCUCAGGAUGGCAAUAUAGUGCUGCCCAUCCUGGUGAUAGCCUGCGACCGAGUGACUGUGAAAAGGUGUUUGGACAAUUUAGUUAAGUUUAGACCUGACAAAGAUACAUUCCCUAUUAUAGUUAGUCAGGACUGCGGUCACAACGAGACCUACAAAGUGAUCAGAUCGUUCACCGACGCGGACCCCUCCAUCACGGUGGUACAACAACCCGAGCUAGCCGAGAUACCCCUGCCCCGCGCGAAGGUGAAGUUCAAAGGCUACUACAAGAUCGCCCGACACUACCGGUUCGCGCUUAACCACGUGUUGGUGGCUUUGGAGUAUGACGCUGUCAUUAUUGUUGAAGAUGACCUCGAUAUAUCUCCGGAUUUCUUCGAAUAUUUCCUGGGAACCUACCCUCUAUUAUACAAAGAUCCUAGCAUAUGGUGCAUAUCAGCGUGGAAUGACAACGGCAAGAAGGAGCUGAUAGACCAGUCGCGGCCGGAGCUGCUGCACCGCACGGACUUCUUCCCCGGCCUCGGCUGGCUGCUGAAGAGGGACACCUGGCUGCAGCUGGAGUCCAAGUGGCCUGAAGCAUUUUUCGACGACUGGCUGCGUGAUCCCCAAAAUACGCAAGGCAGAGCUUGCAUCAGACCUGAGAUAUCCAGGACGUAUAGCUUUGGAAAGAUAGGCGUAAGCAAAGGGCUGUUCUUUGACAUGCAUCUGAGGUACAUGCAGCUCAACAUGGAGUAUGUCGGCUUCACUAAACUCGACCUCACUUACCUGCUUAAGGAAAACUACGACAGUUCACUCACGUUGCUGGUGGAGAGUUUGCCCGAGAUGUCGCCCGAGGACGUGAUGGCGGGCGCGGGCACCGAGCUCGCGGUGCGCGUCUCCUACUCCUCAGCCAAGACCUACCGCAGGGCGGCCAAGAAACUUGGACUUAUGGAUGACUUUAGGAGUGGCAUACCUCGGACGGCGUACCGCGGUAUAGUGACGUGUUACAUAAGAAAUAAACGGGUCUACCUCGCGCCCAGCUACGAGUGGACCAAAUACGACCCAAGUUGGGGCUAAAUAUGACCCCUCACCAAUACCUCUGUUAUAUGUUGGACAAAUAUACCAUGGUCUUGUGAUAUAUUGGGCUGAUGUACCAAAUACGACCCAAGUUGGGGCUAAAUGUGACCCUUACAAUACCUCUGUUAUAUGUUGGACAAAUAUACCAUGGUUUUAUGAUAUAUUGUUCUGAUGUACCAAAUAUGCCCCAACUUGGGGCUAAAUGUGACCCUUACAAUACCUCUGUUAUACGUUGGACAAAUAUACCAUGAUCUUGUGAUAUAUUGGGCUGAUGUACCAAAUACGACCCAAGUUGGGGCUAAAUGUGACCCCUUACCAAUACCUCUGUUAUACGUUGGACAAAUAUACAUACCAUGGUCUUGUGAUAUAUUGGGCUGAUGUACCAAAUACGACCCAACUUGGGGCUAAAUGUGACCCUUACAAUACCUCUGUUAUAUGUUGGACAAAUAUACCAUGAUCUUGUGAUAUAUUAUGUUGAUGUACCAAAUACGACCCAAGUUGGGGCUAAAUGUGACCCUUACAAUAUCUCUGUUAUACAUUGGACAAAUAUACCAUGAUCUUGUGAUAUAUUAUGUUGAUGUACCAAAUACGACCCAAGUUGGGGCUAAAUGUGACCCCUUACAAUACCUCGUGUUAUAUGUUGGGCAAAUACAGUGACUUGUGAUAUAUUGGGCCGAUACAACUCAACUCUCGAUUGUCGAAUCUUAGACCACAAAAUAAAGAAUGAUACAGAAUGAGUCUUUACAAGCAGCGUGUUGAACCGGUGAAACCCAUAAAAAACGUCACGCGUCUUCUUGACAUCCGCAUACACAAACAUUUUUCAUAAGUAAUUUGUUCAAGACUAACAACAAUUACGUAAAUUAUAAUCAUAACAUAAUAGACGAAUAAUUCAAUAAUUACGUAUAAAAAUACUCUAUCUUAAUUUUUUUGUUUUUGUGAAAACUUUUUAAAAUAAUUGAAAACAUAAGACGCCAUUUUUCAUGAAAAUUAUUGAAAAAUACUGAUGCGACGCUUCGUGUCGUACUGACUCGAGAAUGUAUUCGUUUUUGUUGAAUUUGUAUUUGGAAUGGCUGCAUCACUGCCGUGUUCCGUACGCUCUAUCUGCCUAUUAUUCUUUAAUCAGUGUCUUAAACCAACAAAUAACGCAUUAGUUGUGUGUUGGGCCCAAUACACCAUGCAUUUGUUAUUCGUUGGGCCAAUAUAUCAUGAGGUUGUUACAUGUUGAGCCAAUAUACCACAAGCUUGUUAUAUUGAUAUUAGUCCAAACCACACAUUAAUUAUAUGUUGGGCCAAUACAUCAUGUAUUUGUAAUAUGAUGGCCCAAUACAUCACUCACUUGUAGGAUUACCAAACGUACCAAACGUACUAUAAUAUAUAGUAUUGUACUAUAUUUCGGGUAUGCGUACUAUAUACUACUGAAGAAAUAUAUAGUACGCAAAAAUACUAUUUUCAACAUUAUCAUCGAAUCCAAACAUGUGUAUCUUAUCGAAUUUCGAACUUAAAAUUACGAUUAAAUUAAUAAUUAGCUUGAAAAACGUGAAAAAGCAUAUAAUAUCUCUUAUUUACUCAAGAUAAAAAUUAUUGAAAAAUACAGUACCUGUGUACAGUACGUGUUUUAUCGCUUAAAUUUCAUAAAAUAGUAUAUUUUCAUUUUUAUGGCUAAACCUGAAAAGUACAUUUUUCUCAGAAAAUAUUGGCAACCCUACUCGUGAUAUUUAAGGCCAAUACAACAAUCUUAUAUGUUGGGCCAAUAAAUUGGUAUGUGAUAUGUUGGGCCAACACCAAUCUCUCGUUGAAAAAUGUUGGACCAACGCAUUGGUCGAAUUUAUUGAAUAAUAUAAUGUGAGUUAACUUUUGUUAUCAUCAAUAAGUUAACGCUUAACUCUCUCACCUGACGUUAAGUGACAAUACAAGAGAAAUCUAAGAUGUUUCUUUGAUGUUUUACCUGACUAGUUUAUUUGUCGUACCGGAACGCUAAAUCGCUGAGCGGUACGUAUUUGAAGGUAAAGUGGACCAAUAUCUGAAAAUUCUAAAAUGACCCUGGGAAUUGAACUUAGGACUUUUAUUGGAUGCAAAGAUAUACACGACGCCAGAGGUCGUAAAAGACUUUUUAUUUUUUUAAAACAUCCCAACUCAUAAUUGUAGAGGGUAACUCUCAGUAUAUACCGAACCGAUUUUGAAGAUUCUUUUACCAAUAAAAAACCACGUUAUUUGCGAGUGUCAUAGGCUAUAUUUUAUUCCUGCACUCCAACGAGAACAGGAACUACGCGGGUGAAACCACGGAGCGACGGCUAGUGUUCAAAUAAAAUGACUACUAAAUCUAUGCCAUAAUAUACUCAUGUUGAUUGUAUUAUGUAAAAUUGACAAAGAUUUUAUUAAAAUCGGGUCAACUACAUUUAAGAUACCGAUUAAUUCCUCAAUGUUGAAAUUGCAUUCCUAUUGCAUUGUUAUUUUUGUAUCUAAUAAUUUAAAUAUUUAUAAUUUAAAUUAUUUUCAAUGUUUACCUGCACUUAGAGGAAAUAUUUCAAAACUAGGUAAUAUAAUUUUUAAAUGCUAGAAAACCGUAGACAGAGAAGUAAAUAGACAGAUAGAAAGCAUUCCUCAAAGUCCCUCAAAAUAAAAAAAUAAAAUAAUUAUGAAAUGAAAUGAAAUGAAAAUAUACUUUAUUGUACACCACACAGAAACAUACGAUACAGAAAAAUAAUUAUAUUUAUAAAUUAUAUUGACUAUGAUUAUAUGUUUGACUUAACACUUGACUUGACAGUUACAAAUGAUACGCAAUCAAUUGGGAUGAUGACUAGGUUUGAAUAUAAUGAUUUUUAUGAGAGAUUCAGGUAAUUAUAGCCAAUUUAACAACUAAAAUUGUCAGGAUGUUUAUUUAUUAGUAAGAUAAGAUUAUAAAAUUUCAAUAUCAAUCAAUCUUUUAACGUAAUUAGAUGACGAAUCAUACAUUAUUAUGUUCCUUACCUUCAAUGUGACAUUUUUCAUUAUUUUAAGUAUAAACAUAUAACUCUCAACUCACAAAUAAAAAUAUUUGUAAUUUUGUUUGAACGCCCAUACAAAUUAACGAUUUCACGUAUCGAUGACGUCAUUCAUUUGUGCUGUUUAUUAUGGGUAGUUUAUAUACAAUCCGUGGUUGUGCCGCAAAUAUGACCCUCGGAAUCUCUGUAGCUCCGAAAAUAAUGAUCGCAGAAACCCUGUUACUUCUACAAAAUUGCUUUACUAUUAGCAUACUCUUGAUUUUUAUGACAUUAAAAAAAUUGUCAUCAUUCUUAUUUCUAUUGCCUAUUUCUCUGUCUACGUUAGGAAUCUUAGAACUAUAAAUAAUUAAACGUCAAGACGCAUUGUUAAUUUAUGUUCUAAAAAAAUUAUUAAUAUAAAAUAACCUUAUUGUAAUAAAUAUACAAUUAUUAAUAUACACACAGCGAGGAUUAGAAAAACCUCGAAUAUAAAGCUGUCCAAUUCAGACAUUUCUAUUAAUGUCGUUUUUUGUUCUAAAGAAAAUAAAAAAAAUAUUUUACGUUUCUACGAGUAUUUUCUGCGAUUUUUUUAACAAAAUACCUUUCAUACUAUUUGACGAUAUCGAAUUUCAAAGUUUUUGCAACUGGAUAUUGUCAAGGUAUUCUUAAUAUCUAAUGGUGACUAUCUUAAUGGUGACUAUUCUAUAUUAAUUAAAAAAUAUUAAAUAAAAUGCGGCAAAAUUGACGCACGAUUUAUUAAAAUGCUGUCAAAUGUCAAAAUACUGUAAAUUCCUAUUUUUAACUUGCUCAAAAAAAAAAUUUUAUACAAGUCCUUUGUAUUUUUAUUUUAAGCAUUAUAAGCAUUUUUAUAACUUUUUCAAAAUGUUGUAAAUUUUGUAAUUGUGAAAAUACGUUAACUUGUGACCAACCACCCCAGAUAUUUUUGUGUGAAAUUUUCACUUCAAAAUCAUAAGUUAGUAAAAAUUAAGCAAAAUUAACCUAAGUAACUUUAUUACAUUCUUAAGUAGAUGCCUAUAAUUUUUCAUUUUUACUAACACUGUUAUAGCAGUUUAAAUUUAUAGUAGGUAUGUUUUGGUGUUAUAAUAUUUCUUUUAAUAAAUCUAUGUGCUUAAUUCUUAAAUUGAACCAUAUAAAUUACACAGUCUAUACACAAUUUAUGUAAUUUUAACGGACUUCCAAAAAGGAGAGAGAUCAUUUUUCGACUGUACCUACCUACUACCUACCUGUAAUUUUUUUUUAAAGGAUGAAGUACACUCAGCCAAACAAAUCCUCCUUUUGAGAGACAGUUAAAAUAAUUCCGCUCAUUUUAACAAUUUUAAACAUUUUCACUAAUAAAGACAAUUUAGAUGAUUUUUUACUUUAUCAAUUGAACUAAAAUUAAAAUUAUAAAUACCGCCUCGCAAAUCUGAAUUCUUGGUUAUUCUUGGUUUUCAAAAAAUCUAAUAUUUUUUUUCCUGUAUAAUAUUUUUUUUUUUAAAUCCUUUUUUGUUAGAUAUAGGAGUUUUAUUUAUAUUUUCUCAUUAUUUUGUUUGUUAUGUUUUUUAUUCUUAUUGUAAUAUUGAUUUUCUACUUAGGGAUGAGUGUGACUAAGUGAGACAAGUAGGCCUACAAAUUACGGUGCGCUACAACAUAAAAUCCGUAAAGAGAAAAAGACAGUCGACCAAUAGCGGCCGAAUCGGAAAUGUCAAUAUCGUCAAGAGAGCUGUGGCAUGUAAUAUAGCGAAGUGCCCAUUGAUCUCCUAUUAAAAAGUAGAUGCACAAUCAGCGACCAAAAAAAGUCCUCACUCAAUGAGUGUCAAACACAACUUCUUGGCACUCAAUUCAAGUAGUCGCAUUUGCAAAUUCAACCUUAAACUCAAUCCUUACGAUUAAAAUUGUUCUGAAUUUGAAAUUUUAUUGAAUAUUGGACUAUAUUUAAAGGCAUUUAGGUAUAGUUUUCUUUAAUUGGCCAGUUUUUUUUUUAGUGAAAUCUUCUACAUGAUUGUGCGUCUUUUUAUUUUAAGAGGUAUGGUAGUGCCACAUACUUAUCUAACCCUUUCUAACUCGGUGGCCAAAGUUGGAACUAACACAAAUAGCUUAUAAACAAACUUCACGGCGGUCGCCAUUUUGAAAAACAUUAUCGCGACACCAGCGACACAUUACCAGGCUAUAAAUGUUUGUAGCACUAUAUUAAUUUAUAUGUAAAGGUAAAUGUAAAUUGGAAAGUAAAACGAAAAAAAAAAUACUUGGUGAAUAAACUUUCUGACAUUCUAGUUGUAUCUCGUGUCUUUGGCUUUACCUUAGGUAGAGUUUGGCUAAUGAAAGUAGAGACUGAAAUCGCGCGGCAAAUUCAAAAAAAUAUCUUCUAAUCUUUAUUAAAAAAAACUUAUAUGCGUGAAAAUAUUACUAGGGACAUAUUGAAAAAAAUAAAAUUUCAAUUAUCAAACUUGAGUUCUUUAAAUAUUUGCACUAUUGUUUUGGGAACGCCCUAAAUUUUGUUUUAAAUUUACCGGUCGAUUUCAGUAUCUACUUUCAUCAGCCAAACUCUAGCGUGCAUUGUAUGUAUGCUCAGACCAAUUAGCAUAAGACCUGCCUCGCUAGACGUUACCCCUUUGUCAAAAUUAUAUGAUCACGAUCUAACGUGUCUACAAACUGUGUCUAUAGAACCGAUGAUUCAUUGUGUUAAAAUUACAUUUGUUUUAUAUUACAAUUUAAAUUUAUAGUUGUGGGUAGUGUAAGGACACAAAAUAUAUCGAUGUGUGAAUUUAACUCGUGCCCUUCAAAAAAUUACUAACGAUUUUGUUGGUGAAUUUGAAUGCGGUACAAGUCCAAAGGUAAUUGGUCUGAGUAUGUAAGCAUUACAUAUAUAAUACGUGACUGGCUAUUUAUGUAAUUAGGUGGUAAUAGCAUGAAUUUGCAAAUGCCAGACUGUUUUGUGAAUUUGUAUGUUGUAAAUAGAUUAUUGUUAAUAUUGUGUAAAAAUAUAGUAAAGAUAACCUUGU
Molecule: messenger RNA, 7580 nt
Organism: Bicyclus anynana (squinting bush brown)
Lineage: Eukaryota; Metazoa; Arthropoda; Insecta; Lepidoptera; Nymphalidae
Gene: gly
Product: alpha-1,3-mannosyl-glycoprotein 2-beta-N-acetylglucosaminyltransferase
Exons: 9
Coding region: 287-1618 (443 amino acids)
Biological process (GO): protein N-linked glycosylation
Cellular component (GO): Golgi apparatus
Molecular function (GO): alpha-1,3-mannosylglycoprotein 2-beta-N-acetylglucosaminyltransferase activity
Source: RefSeq, a predicted model, not a curated record